AUGUAUGAGAUGAAACCAAUCUCCCUCCUUCAGUCUCUAUUACUUGUGCACGCCGCCCUUGCCGCCCCCGCCUCGCCCAAUAUACGGCCCCGGCGAUCAAGUAUCGGUAUCCCCAGGGCAGACACUGACCUCGACAAUUCCUCUUCACACACUUCAUCAUAUCAAACCCAGUCUGUUGUUUUGACAGGUAGCCGACAACUCAGCAUCACUUCUUCGCAGCGGGCACUUAGUACACGCCAGCUCAAACUACUCAGAGAUCUAAACCUAAACCACAUAUCCGACAAGGAACUGCGAAAAAUCAUCCUCUGGCUUAACGAAAAGUGGCCAGCUGCUGAUGGCCUGAUACAGUCCAUACAAGAGCUGAUCGACAUCGGGUAUCCAGACCAAUCGUCUUCAUUAUCACCUGAACCGUACUCAACGAUCCACGACAAACCAUUGCCAACCACCUCUCUUACAUAUCAGGCGCAUCGAUUCGGGGACAGCGCGAGUCCUACCUCCAGCUCCCAGGUAACAUUGACAUCCGCAGGAUUCACAAAGGAAUCCCUUACACACUUCCCGAUCAGCGCAGUGUCCGAUAUCAAACCUCCUAUCAUCUCGAAUAUUCCAGCACUCGCAAUCUCAAGCAUCGCAUCAUCAUCAUCACUCCCUACCCUUUACCUCGCAACAUCGCCACAAGCAACAAUGACAGCGACAGCAAAUAACCAUGAUACCAACCUCUUCACUGUACUCAAAAUGAUGGAUACCAUCGAUGAGCUCAUCAUCUGGGUAUCUGAGAGGCCCGCCUGGGUGGCGACAUUUAUCGUUUGUGCACUGGUACUUCUGUUCCUCAUCUCCAUUGUGAUUGUGGAAGGGGCGGAUUUCGCCUACGCUUUUGUGAGUACGAGGUUGGCGUCGUGGGGGUGGAGGCGUCGGAGACCGGCCAUUCACCUAUCUGGGCCAGAGAGGCGGCUCAUCACGGCUCCUACGGCAGAUAGUGAUGGUGAAAAGAGGGAGGAAAUGAAUUAUGGGACGUGUGAUUAG
Blastomyces dermatitidis ER-3 is the source of this 1020-nucleotide messenger RNA. RefSeq lists its product as uncharacterized. Lineage: Eukaryota; Fungi; Ascomycota; Eurotiomycetes; Onygenales; Ajellomycetaceae. The transcript has a single exon. The record is from RefSeq and is a predicted model, not a curated record. The coding region runs from base 1 to 1020 and encodes 339 amino acids.